Molecule: messenger RNA, 4993 nt
Organism: Echinops telfairi (small Madagascar hedgehog)
Lineage: Eukaryota; Metazoa; Chordata; Mammalia; Afrosoricida; Tenrecidae
Gene: SATB2
Product: SATB homeobox 2
Exons: 10
Coding region: 54-2255 (733 amino acids)
Biological process (GO): regulation of transcription by RNA polymerase II; chromatin remodeling
Molecular function (GO): RNA polymerase II cis-regulatory region sequence-specific DNA binding; DNA-binding transcription factor activity, RNA polymerase II-specific
Source: RefSeq, a predicted model, not a curated record
GCGCGUUUUAUUGCGACCUGCCGGUGGGAACUUUGUCUCCGAGUCGGAGCAGCAUGGAGCGGCGGAGCGAGAGUCCAUGUCUGCGGGACAGCCCCGACCGGCGGAGUGGCAGCCCCGAAGUCAAGGGGCCUCCCCCGGUGAAGGUGGCCCGGCUGGAGCAGAACGGCAGCCCCAUGGGAGCCCGCGGGAGGCCCAACGGCGCGGUGGCCAAGGCCGUGGGAGGUUUGAUGAUUCCCGUCUUCUGUGUGGUGGAGCAGUUGGACAGCUCUCUAGAAUAUGACAACAGAGAAGAGCAUGCCGAGUUUGUCCUGGUUCGGAAGGACGUGCUUUUCAGCCAGCUGGUGGAGACGGCGCUCCUGGCCCUGGGGUAUUCCCACAGCUCCGCCGCUCAGGCUCAAGGAAUAAUCAAGCUGGGGAGGUGGAACCCUCUCCCUCUCAGUUACGUGACAGAUGCACCCGACGCGACUGUGGCCGACAUGCUCCAAGAUGUCUAUCAUGUCGUGACGUUGAAGAUCCAGUUACAAAGCUGUUCGAAAUUAGAAGACUUGCCUGCGGAGCAAUGGAACCAUGCCACUGUUCGCAAUGCCUUAAAGGAACUGCUCAAAGAGAUGAACCAGAGCACAUUAGCCAAAGAAUGCCCUCUCUCCCAGAGUAUGAUUUCAUCCAUUGUAAAUAGCACAUACUAUGCCAAUGUGUCAGCAACCAAGUGCCAGGAGUUUGGGAGAUGGUAUAAGAAGUACAAGAAGAUUAAAGUGGAAAGAGUGGAACGAGAAAACCUAUCAGACUAUUGUGUUCUGGGCCAGCGUCCAAUGCAUUUACCAAAUAUGAACCAGCUGGCAUCCCUGGGGAAAACCAACGAACAGUCUCCUCAUAGCCAAAUUCACCACAGUACUCCAAUCCGAAACCAAGUGCCCGCAUUACAGCCCAUCAUGAGCCCCGGUCUUCUUUCUCCCCAGCUCAGUCCACAGCUUGUCAGGCAACAAAUAGCCAUGGCUCACCUGAUAAACCAACAGAUUGCCGUCAGCCGGCUCCUGGCUCACCAGCACCCUCAAGCCAUCAACCAGCAGUUCCUGAACCACCCACCCAUUCCCCGAGCAGUUAAGCCAGAGCCAACCAACUCAUCUGUGGAAGUCUCUCCGGAUAUCUACCAGCAAGUCAGAGAUGAGCUGAAGCGCGCUAGUGUGUCCCAAGCUGUCUUUGCAAGAGUGGCAUUCAACCGCACACAGGGACUGUUGUCUGAGAUUCUGCGUAAGGAAGAAGACCCCCGGACGGCCUCUCAGUCUCUUUUAGUAAACCUGAGGGCUAUGCAGAAUUUUCUCAAUCUGCCCGAAGUGGAGCGGGACCGCAUUUACCAGGAUGAGCGAGAGCGGAGCAUGAACCCCAAUGUGAGCAUGGUCUCGUCGGCCUCUAGCAGUCCCAGCUCCUCCCGAACCCCCCAGGCCAAAACCUCGACACCGACAACAGACCUCCCCAUUAAGGUGGACGGCGCCAACGUCAACAUCACAGCUGCCAUUUAUGACGAGAUCCAACAGGAGAUGAAAAGAGCCAAGGUGUCUCAAGCCCUGUUCGCCAAAGUGGCCGCAAAUAAAAGUCAGGGCUGGCUGUGUGAAUUGCUCCGCUGGAAGGAGAACCCAAGCCCCGAAAACCGCACCCUCUGGGAGAACCUCUGUACCAUCCGUCGCUUCCUGAAUCUUCCCCAGCACGAGAGGGAUGUGAUCUAUGAGGAGGAGUCUAGGCAUCACCACAGCGAGCGUAUGCAGCACGUGGUCCAGCUGCCCCCUGAGCCCGUGCAGGUCCUUCAUAGACAGCCUUCUCAACCAGCCAAGGAGAGCUCCCCUCCCAGAGAAGAAGCACCUCCCCCACCGCCUCCGGCCGAAGACAGUUGUGCCAAAAAGCCCAGGUCUCGCACAAAGAUCUCCUUGGAAGCCCUGGGAAUCCUUCAAAGCUUUAUCCAUGAUGUGGGCCUGUACCCCGACCAGGAAGCCAUCCACACGCUUUCGGCUCAGCUGGAUCUCCCCAAGCACACCAUCAUCAAGUUCUUCCAGAACCAGCGGUACCACGUGAAGCAUCACGGGAAGCUCAAGGAGCACCUGGGCUCCGCGGUGGACGUGGCCGAGUACAAGGACGAGGAGCUGCUGACAGAGUCGGAGGAGAACGACAGCGAGGAAGGCUCGGAGGAGAUGUACAAAGUGGAGGCCGAGGAGGAAACCGCGGAGAAGAGUAAGGCCGCACCCGCUGACGUCGACCAGAGAUAAUGUGAACUCCCGGCGCAGAGCAAUAUGCCGAUCGGUCCAAGGAUUUCUGUUGUAGUUUCUUUUCUUUCAAAAAAAAGAAAAAAAAAAUUUUGGCUCUAUCUUAUUUUUGUCUUUUUUGUGCUGUUUGUUUUGUUUUCCUUGCCCUUGUUUUUGGCCAUUUCUUUGUUGUGCAGGACAGACCUGUAGACUGAAGAAGUUCAGUAUUUCCGAAUCAAACGCCUGCCUUGGCAAAGACCCUCACGUGGUACCCACCACAGACUGGAUGGAGUCCGAGACGCGCGCUGCGGCCGCCGACCCCCCCAGGGGCGCUCACAGAGCAGCCCCGGGCCACACCGCGGGACUGUGGAAGGAUGCUGCGCGUGUGUAUAUGUAUAUGUAUAUAUCUCUAUAUUUACAUAUAUAUAUGAAAAUUGCAUGGGACAGAGAACUUUACAAUCUGAAAGAAUAGACUGUGAAAUGAGUUCUUAAAGCAAAGACUUGUUUAUGUAUUAAAAACAAACAAACAAAAAACCACUUCAUGGUGAGUCGCUUUGGCUUUUUGAUAAACUGCGGCCUGCUCUCAGGGCAGGGUGACUAUUUUUGAAUCCCUAUUUAUUUUUGAUGUUUGUCCCUGAUUUUUUUUUUUUAAUUUUAUGGCUUCCUACCUGGCAGCUUGAUGGGUAAUUUUUGAGGUAUGUAUUUAACAAAAUAAAUUUUACACUGCCAAAAAAAGAAAAAGGAGGGAAAGAGAGACAAAGAAAGAAAAGGGGUGGGGGCAAAAUCAGGGCACCUUAGAAAACGAUACAAGUGAAAUGACUCUUAAAGACACAAUGCACACUUAGGAGGAGGCGGCGCGUUCCGUUAAUCACCCUCUCCUUCUGGAGCGGUGGAUCGAGGCCUUCCGCAGGAGCUCCCGAGGGAGCAGAGUUGAAGCCCCACGCAGACCACGCCUGUCUACGACUGCCGGCGGGGUCCAGCGACCUGGGCAGAGGGAUUCAUAGUAUGAGCCACAUUUUGUCGUGAAAGUUACUUACCUGCUCGUCACGGCUUCAAAUCUUACAAGUCUAUAAGCCUGCUCAUUUUUAAAUUGUUGGUUCUUGCUGGGAUUUCCUUUUUGAAAAUUUUUUAUUUGCUUUCAUAAACAAUAGUUCUGUAUAUUGUUCAGUGCGUGACUGCCCGGUUUUAGGGACUUCCUCUCAAAUAUCGCUCUGUCCUGUCCUCCCCCAAAUGUUUCUCAUUUCUGUUUCACUUUGGCCUUCCUCGGCUGUCGGCGUUCUGUCCACGCAGCAAACAUUUUCAAUCCCUGAGCUCCCAAGCCUGCAUCCCUUCGCCUGGGAUGGAUGGCCUAACACGAACCUGUUUCGGAAUCAUGGUGCAGCUCCAGGCAAUAGAGCAUAAGCAAAGCGGUCUCAGUGGAAUCACCUACUCGUCCUAAUCGGAAACAUUUCCCCAGUCCCCUACAUAGCAAGUACCUUACAUAAAGCAGAACUAAUGCUGACUGGCUGUUCAGCAGAAGGAGCAUUCAAGCUGCAAUCGGCGAUAGCUUUCCACCCCUUUCUUAGCUGCUUAUCAGAGCCCCCCACAGCAUUACUCAGUAGUAACUGCCAGAGGAGACCUCACCUUCAGAACUGGCCUGCGCACCCUGCCCCCCUUCACUCGGAAUGGCCAGCAGACAGCCCCACCGGUUCGGAUUUUUGUUUUUGUUUCUCGUUGUGUUUUGAGUUGUGCUCUCAUGCAACCUUGUCAAAGACCUCAUGCAAUAUCACUUUGAAAGGUAUUUUCUGUUUACUACACAAGCAUUGUAAUAUAACUGUUAAUACUAUUUAUAUAUUUGAAAGGUAUAAAAGGUAGGAGUUAAACCCCCCCCCCCCACACACAAAAAACAGAACCUCUAUGUGUAGAUAUUAACUCAGAACUCACACUACACAGGGAGAAGACACGUUGCAAUACAAGCUACUUCUAGCUGCUCAGUAACCUCUGGAGUUUUUAAAGGGACAUUUUCCUGUACUUUUUCAAAUAACAAUGUUUAAGAGAAACAGUGGGGGGAGAGGCACCGUGAACACAGCCUCCUCUAUGUUUGCAGAAGAGUGGGGGUUUGCCCGUCAGCCCUGGGCCCUCCUUCGCGUCUCUGUAGUAUGCUGCAGCUUUAGUCACAAAGGCCCUGGGGCUGCUUCCUGGUCUCUGAGUUACGCUUUCCAAAUUGUCUUCUUACACUGUUGCUGAAGGUCACUCUGUAUACAUAAUGGAAACGGAUUUUUGCCAAGCUCUUAGGAGGUGGUUCAUAUAUCGGUGGCAUCCACAUUUGGUAUCUUUUACACUUCAACCAAAAAUUUAUUAGGUAUUUUUCAAUGCUAAGUCUUGCCUUUUAUUUUUUAAUUUCACUGCCAAGUUUGCAGUGGUUCUAAGUGAAUCUGUGGGCAUUUUAGCCUGUGGUCUUGCCAGAUCUUUGUGAAUUACAAUGCAUAUAUGUCUAUUUAUUCAAUAUCUGUCAUAUAGUAUCUAUUUGGAAGAAGAAACUUUCUCUUGUAGUGCCUCUUGACAAAGCACAAUUUUCCGCCUUUUUUUGUGAAAUGACAACAACAAAAAAACAAACAAAAACAAAUUGUGUUUUAUUGCGGUAUCAACAAUGUGAAUAAGGAUUAACAUAUUGUAAAUGUUCUUUUUUCCAUGUAAAUCAACUAUCUUUGUUAUCACUAAGUGAUAAUUAAUUUUUAACUUAUGUGCAUUGUUAGGCUGUUAGAAUUUUUUGGUUGUCAAAA